GCUCUGCGUUGGCUAAAUACUCCAAUAUCCAGACACUUUUACAUGAUAUUGAUUUUCACUUAUGGAUAUUCGCGACAAAAAGGGAAAUUCCAGUUUCGGCAAUGGCGAAGUAAACAAAUAAACGUGGUUUAGUAAAUAUGUUUUGUUUAUUUGCUGAGAAGAAGCCACAGGUUUCAUCUGUCAGUAUGAUACUUAGUUUGCCCCCAAGGUUUGAAGAAAAAGAUAGCAAACCCACCAUAUCUGUUCAUCAGAAUUCUGUAUGUUUAGAAGAUAGAGAUACAUCGGUUAAUUUCCGUUUACAUAAUGCUGAAUUAUCUCCCUUGUCAUGCCGGGGACUACUUUUAAAUCGACAUAAGGAUUUACAAAUGACUCUUCGAUCUUUAGAGACAAAAGAAGAUGUAAUUAUUCAACCUGCUCGACAAGAUGCAGCUCAUAUUAAUCAGUCUAAAUUAGUGGAAAAAAUCCAGAUAUGUCAGAAUCACCUCUUCUGUAUUAGUUGUGGUAACAGAAUAUUACACAGACACAGUUUCUACAGAGUUCUGCCUCUGCCAUCGGAAAAUUGGUCAGAUUACGCUGACAUGUGGUUCUGUCAUCGACACGACUCUCAUGGUGCAAGUGAUGUUCAUGACACUACUGACACUCAUGAUCAACAAAAAUCUAAACCAUCUCCGUCACUGUCACCUAAAGCCAAUGAUUGUUUGGUGGGUACAACGUACAUUAUGAUCAACUCAAGACACAUCCAGUCUGGUGCUGUGAACAGUCAUCAAGAUGAACUGGUUUGUAGUAGAUGUGGAGUGUGCAUAGGUACAUCUUUAACCCACAAACAAAGUGACCAAGAAACUAAAGAUACCUACAAAAUUUAUCUUCAUGCAACAACAUUUCAACAAACCGACGAUACGUCUGAUUUACUUACUUCCAAACAAAGCUGUGAAGAUAGAUUACAGUAUUAUUUAAGUCAGUUAUUACAAGAAGAAAGUCAACUAUAUACCAGUUUUAGAUUUAUUAUAUCAUCAACUGAUAACCACAACCUAUCUAUUAAAAUUAUGGUUUGGUUGUUAGAUGAGAAUAUUGAAGUGUAUCAAGGUGUAUGUGAAACUACUAGUAAUAUUAAUCAAGUGAUAGAUAUACCAGCUGUACUCUGUGUGAAACUACUCUAUAGGUGUAUUUUAUCAUCCAGUCAAGCUAAACCAGAAGAUAAAGCUAUAUAUAAAUUAUGGGAACGAGAUAAUAGCGUCCAUGGCAUUUCUCUACCAUAUAGUUUGUGUCAGCAGAUGACGUCAAUACUAAUAAACAGCACAAAGAAACUACCUAAAUCAACCCGACAACUUAAUGGUUUCAAUAUUGGAUUGCUAAAUGUCAAACGAUGAGCAGAUAUCCAAGGAAGAAGACCAAGCCAGUUUUCUGUAAAGAUUUCGACCGUCAUCCAUAUAAACAGACCUUUAGAUCUGAAGUACUUUUGUCACCAUUAGUAUAAGCAUAGAAGUUCUUUAAGUGUGUAUUUCUAAGAAAAUGUCAAUGUAUGUGUUUGUUCAGUUAUUUCUUUCCAGAUAAAAAAAAAGUGAGUCUAUCAUGAAUUUAUGUAUGAUUAAAACAAAUAAAUUAAAAACAAGCGCAUUUUAUUGGUCAUGAACUUUUGUACAAU
This is a messenger RNA of Patella vulgata (common limpet), 1642 nucleotides long. RefSeq names its product E3 ubiquitin-protein ligase E3D. Gene Ontology annotation, biological process: protein monoubiquitination; protein polyubiquitination; protein autoubiquitination. The coding region runs from base 138 to 1367 and encodes 409 amino acids. The transcript is spliced from 8 exons. Gene Ontology annotation, cellular component: ubiquitin ligase complex; nucleus; cytosol. Gene Ontology annotation, molecular function: ubiquitin protein ligase activity; cyclin binding; ubiquitin conjugating enzyme binding. NCBI's taxonomy places the organism in Eukaryota, Metazoa, Mollusca, Gastropoda, Patellidae. The record is from RefSeq and is a predicted model, not a curated record.